GCUGCCCACUCCUUCGCCGGACCAUGAAGGGGCAACAGCAGCCAGUGGAGAGCGGGAGGCAGCCGAGGACGCACGUCAGCUCGGCGCAGCGAUCGAGCCGAUUCGCUCACUUUGAGCACGAGACGGACCACACGGGCGACAUAUCCAGCGAAGCCACAACUGCGAGCCAGCUGUACCACCACCUGAGCCAAGACGCGGACCAGCUGUGUCCCGAAGACGACUUCCUGGACCGCUUCGAGGAGGAAGAACCGCUCACGGAUGACAUGACAGCGGAGAGCACCCUGCUCGCCCACCGCCGCGCGGCUUCCCCGGCGGACAGUGCCUCCACUCGUAAGAGCAACAAGCCGCUGAUGGAGAAGAAGCGACGCCAGAGAAUCAACCGCUGCCUCAACGACCUCAAGACGCUGGUGUUGGAGGCCCUCAAGAAGGAUCCCUCCCGCUACAGCAAGCUCGAGAAGGCCGACAUCCUGGAGAUGACGGUGCGCCACGUGCAGGCGCUGCACCGCCACGAGUCCGCGGGCGUGCGCGGGCGCAUGGCGGGCGGCGACGAGAUGUCCAAGUACCGCGCCGGCUUCGCGCAGUGCGCCGCCGAGGUGUCCCGCUACCUGUCGGGCAUGGACGGCCUCCCGCACGACCUGCACGCCAACGUGCUCAGCCACCUCAACGCCAUCGCGUCCUCCGUCACCUCCAACGUCAACGCCAACGCCACCUGCGUCCAGAACAGCGUCAACGUGGCCGCCAACCCGCCGCCCAUCAUCUUCGUGCUCAACGCCGCGCCCGCCGCCGCAGGGGCGUGCGUGCAGCCGCAGGUCGCGCCCGUGGCCACGCAGCCCGUCGCCUUCCAGGACAGCGCGGGGAACUCCCUGGGCGCGCAGCCGCACGUGACGCUCGUGACCACCGCCAAGCCGCAGCAGGCCCUCCCGCAGCUCCAGCCGCAGCCGCAGCAGGGCGGCCUGCAGAUCCUGCCGACGCGCCUCAGCAACGGCGACCUGGCGCUCGUGCUGCCGGCCGCCAUGCCCGCCGCGCGCGCGCCCGAGGACCGGCGGCAGCCGAGCGCCGCGCUGCAGGCGUCGUCGCCCGUGCUGACGGCCAUCCUGACGUCCGGGCGGGGCCAGGCGCGCCCCGCGGCCGUCGUGGUGCAGCCGCCCGCGCUCUCCGCCGGCAGCGACGACUCGGCGCUGGGCGCGGAGUCGCACGACGCGUCCGACAGCGACAUGAGCUCCGGGGUCAGCACGCCGCUGUCCUCCGUCAGCAGCGCGGGCUCGCCCCUGCCGCUGGAGGAGGGCGGGAGGGCGUCCCCGAGGCGCCCAGGGACGUCGCGCGCCUCGCCCACCAUCAGGCCGCACGUGUGGAGCAGCAACCACUUCCGGGAGGAGCUGGGCGCGCCGGCGGGCCCCCCCCGCCGGCCCCCCCGCCGGCAGCCCGUCCUCGCCCCCAAGCCCACCUACGCCCCACGCCCCGCCCCCGCCGACGCCCCGUGCGACGCCCCCAAGCCCCGCAAGGACAGCAGCCCCCCGAGGCGCCCCCGCCGCCGCAGAGCAUGUGGCGCCCGUGGCACUAGGGGCGCCCCUCCCCCCUCCGCGCCCACACCGUACCCACCGCCCCCCCCCCCUCCGUCCAGCCGCCGUCUCGCCGCCUGGAGAGUACAACGCAGCGCCCAAGAGAAGCUCGCCGAGGAGAGGAGAGGACGAAGCCUCAGUACAAUAGGCCUCAGGUAAGGCUUCGAGGUUCUGGCCGUUGACUUUUUUCCCUCAAGACGUCUGAAGAACUCUCUCUCCUCAAGGGCUCCACGAAGCUGUCGAUUCCUUCCAUUUCCUCUGCACAUUCUCGCCGAAGCUGACUUUCCUUUAGAGAGAGCAGAAGAGAAGAACGGGGAUUAAGGGUCACACGUUCCUCCCCAUCUCCUAAGACGUUCAGUAAUGUAUAUUGGCCUAAUCAUGUCUUGGGUUUUUUGACGUUCACGGAAUCGACAAGUGUUCUUUUCUCGGCAUCUCCCUGGAUAAUCCCAGAAUACGGAAGAAAUACGAAGAAUAAGAAAAAGAAAUAAUGUCUUCAGUCUCCCCUCGAAAGAAAAAUUACAAACGAAUGUAAAAAAAAAAUCCUUACAAACGAAGACGAUAAAAAAAUCCACAAGAAGAGGAGGGACGAAAAUUGAAAGAAGACAAAAAUACGAAAGAAGAUGGAUGAAGACGAAGUAUUCUUGGAAGAAAAAGAUAGAAAGCAUGGAGGGCAUACCACCUCGCCCGAUGAUCUCAUUUUAUCGCCAGAGGUCCUUAACUAGCAAUCGAGGGAACCAACUGCAAUUGGUCGCUGAACAAGCUCGUUCAUCCGACGCCGAACGAGAAGAAAUAAUCCUCCCAACUUGAGGAUUUCCACGAGAAAGAGAAGAA
Messenger RNA from Penaeus vannamei (Pacific white shrimp), 2390 nucleotides. RefSeq names its product protein hairy. Lineage: Eukaryota; Metazoa; Arthropoda; Malacostraca; Decapoda; Penaeidae. Gene Ontology annotation, cellular component: nucleus. Gene Ontology annotation, molecular function: DNA-binding transcription factor activity, RNA polymerase II-specific; protein dimerization activity; RNA polymerase II cis-regulatory region sequence-specific DNA binding. The record is from RefSeq and is a predicted model, not a curated record. Gene Ontology annotation, biological process: regulation of neurogenesis; anterior/posterior pattern specification; regulation of transcription by RNA polymerase II.